AGCGGGGCCGGGCUGAGCUGCCGGGCGGGGUGGGCCAGGGACGCGAGGCGAAGCGGGGCCCCACACAGGCCGCGGCGGCUGGCUCCGGCCCCUACGGUCCCGGCGGCUGCUGGAAGAGGAAGCCAGGCGGCUGGCGGAGGAGGGGAAGCGGCGGAGGCCGAGGCUGGAGCAUCGCUCGCCGCAGACUCACUUCCCGGGCUCAGCAGGGAAAGGUUCCUAGGAGGUGAGUGCGGACGGCAUGCAAAGUUGUGAAUCCAGUGUGGACAGUGCAGAUGACCCUCUCAGUCGUGGCCUGCGGAGAAGGGGACAGCCUCGUGUGGUGGUGAUCGGCGCCGGCUUGGCUGGUCUGGCUGCAGCCAAAGCACUUCUGGAGCAGGGCUUCACGGAUGUCACUGUUCUCGAGGCUUCCAGCCGCAUUGGAGGCCGGGUUGAGAGCGUGAAACUCGGACACGCCACCUUUGAACUGGGAGCCACCUGGAUCCAUGGCUCCCAUGGGAACCCCAUCUAUCAUCUAGCAGAAACCAAUGGCCUCUUGGAAGAGACAACUGAUGGGGAGCGCAGCGUGGGCCGCAUCAGCCUCUACUCCAAGAAUGGCGUGGCCUGCUACCUCACCAACCGUGGUUGCAGGAUCCCCAAGGACGUGGUUGAGGAAUUCAGCGAUUUAUACAACGAGGUCUAUAACUUGACCCAGGAGUUUUUCCGGCAUGGUAAACCAGUCAAUGCUGAGAGUCAAAACAGCGUGGGGGUGUUCACCCGGGAAGAGGUGCGCAAUCGCAUCAGGGAUGACCCUGAUGAGCCCGAGGCCACCAAGCGGCUGAAGCUCGCCAUGAUCCAGCAGUACCUGAAGGUGGAGAGCUGUGAGAGCAGCUCACACAGCAUGGACGAGGUGUCCCUGAGCGCCUUCGGGGAAUGGACGGAGAUCCCCGGCGCCCACCAUAUCAUCCCCUCAGGCUUCAUGCGGGUCGUGGAGCUCCUGGCGGAGGGUAUCCCACCCCACGCCAUCCAGCUGGGGAAGCCUGUACGAUGUGUUCACUGGGACCAGGCCUCCGCACGGCCCCGCGGCCCUGAGAUCGAGCCCAGGGGCGAGGGUGAUCACAACCAUUACUCCCGGGAGGGCGGCCCUGGGGGAGAGGCGCCCCUGGGGGACGGGCGGGGUGAGGACCCGCAGUGGCCGGUGGUGGUGGAGUGCGAGGACUGCGAGAUGAUCCCCGCCGACCAUGUGAUCGUGACGGUGUCGCUGGGCGUGCUCAAGCAGCAGCACAACAGCUUCUUCCAUCCCGGCCUGCCCGCCGAGAAGGUGGCUGCCAUCCACCGCCUGGGCAUCGGCACCACGGACAAGAUCUUUCUGGAAUUCGAAGAGCCUUUCUGGGGCCCUGAGUGCAAUAGCCUCCAGUUCGUGUGGGAGGAUGAGGCGGAGAGCCGCACCCUCACCUACCCGCCUGAGCUCUGGUACCGCAAGAUCUGCGGCUUUGACGUGCUCUACCCGCCCGAGCGCUACGGCCACGUGCUGAGCGGCUGGAUCUGCGGCGAGGAGGCGCUUGUCAUGGAGAGGUGCGACGAUGAGGCGGUGGCCGAGAUCUGCACCGAGAUGCUAAGGCAGUUCACAGGGAACCCCAACAUUCCCAAGCCCCGGCGUAUCCUGCGCUCAUCAUGGGGCAGCAACCCCUAUUUUCGAGGUUCCUAUUCAUAUACGCAGGUGGGCUCCAGUGGGGCAGAUGUGGAGAGACUGGCCAAGCCCCUGCCUUACACAGAGAGCUCCAAGACAGCGCAUGGAAGCUCCUCAGAGCAGCAGCCCGGUCACCUUUUAUCUUCCAAGUGCCCAGAACAGUCCCUGGACCCUAACAGGGGCUCAAUAAAGCCCAUGCAGGUGCUGUUUUCUGGUGAGGCCACCCACCGCAAGUAUUAUUCCACCACCCAUGGUGCUCUACUCUCUGGCCAGCGUGAGGCUGCACGUCUCAUCGAGAUGUACCAAGAUCUCUUCCAGCAGGGGCCCUAAGGCCUCCUUACUGUCCAGUGUUCCCUGAAGAACCACUAACUCGUGACGGCACGCCCUGCUCCUUGCUGCUUAUGCUCCUUGUCUCCAAAUCCUCUGUAGAACGAGUUUUUACUGUUUGUACAGUUAGAUUCCCUGACUGGCUCUAGACCUGGCCCUGUAGCUCUUUCUUCCAAGCCAGGUCGUGGCUAGGGUGGGGUCGUUGAUUUACCUCUUGUGCUCUGACCUCCCCAUGACCCCUUGCCCUCCCACCUUGUUAUUGUAAGUGCCUUUAAUACUUUGCAUUUUGGGAUAAUAAAAGAGGCUUGCCCUUCC
Erinaceus europaeus (western European hedgehog) is the source of this 2308-nucleotide messenger RNA. It is a transcript of the gene SMOX, whose product is annotated as spermine oxidase. The transcript is spliced from 8 exons. Bases 239 to 1996 code for a protein of 585 amino acids. Lineage: Eukaryota; Metazoa; Chordata; Mammalia; Eulipotyphla; Erinaceidae. The record is from RefSeq and is a predicted model, not a curated record. Gene Ontology annotation, molecular function: polyamine oxidase activity.